Messenger RNA from Podospora bellae-mahoneyi, 3983 nucleotides. RefSeq lists its product as uncharacterized. Gene Ontology annotation, molecular function: peptidase activity; protein binding. The record is from RefSeq and is a predicted model, not a curated record. NCBI's taxonomy places the organism in Eukaryota, Fungi, Ascomycota, Sordariomycetes, Sordariales, Podosporaceae. Gene Ontology annotation, biological process: proteolysis; glutathione catabolic process. The transcript has 3 exons. The coding region runs from base 670 to 3744 and encodes 1024 amino acids.
UGGUGAGAGUCACAGAGGAAGGUACAUAACCCCGCUGACAAGAAACAGUUAGCUUUCCGGUGUCACUCUCUAGGCUAGUGCAGGGGCAGAUGUGGUGAUGCUAUCGGCACGGCACGAGACGGGGAAGAUCUCAUGAAGCCGGAGUUUCUAAAGUCAGGUUCAGCUGUGAUGUGUGCUGUACACUGUACAUAGGUACAGUUGGCAAACGGGUGACCUCGUGACCACGCUGUGCUGCCGAGACAAUCCCACAUCAUUGGCGGCGCCGUGGUUCGUCCCCCAAGGUCGAUCUUGGAGAGGAUAGGUGCAGCAGGGACAUGCGGUGUGCUCUCACCCUCGCCCCUGGGCAAGAGAAACAAAAGAAAGUCAGGGGCUAACACGUUUGGAGCCAUGUGUCCCAUCGCCGGGCCUCGUAAAUCUCGCACCACAAUCAGGGGAUGGCAUUUGCUUUGUCGAAAAGCACGCGUCGUGGCGUUUGAUGCUUCUUGCCGGUCCGGGACGACCUUCCCAUUGGGUAUAUGAAUAGGAGCUGGCCCUCAACCUCAUGCCACCACUGCUCCCAACCUUCUCCUGCAUAUCUUUGCCUAUCGACAUAUCUCCCGCAAGAGCGGUGAGAUGCCUCCGUCCUUCUUCUUUCGACCUGUUCGCGGUGGUUUAUGAGAGCCGUCAGGAAUGGUGCACUUCAACCCUGAUCUCGCGUCAUCCGCCCGGCCCAGCAACAAUCUGAAGACACGGUGUAACAUGGACGAACUCGGAGAGCCCGGACCUCUGUCUCAGCAAGGAGAGUCUGUACAAAAGACGGAGGCCACCGACAACGGCCCCGUUAGACCUGUCCCCCAGAACUUUGUUUGGCGUUUGUAUGGGAGGAGCAACAGCAGUUCGACAUUUGUGAAGGUGAACACCGGCGAUAUGGCUCUCGGCGUGCCCGUCCUUCGGGAGACGUUCGAUCCCUGGCGAUGCCACGACGGCCACGACGAAGAUGAUGGAGGUUGCAAAGGAUGCAUCAGGAUCAACAAAGCUAGGGCCGCGGCUGCAUCUCUUGCCACGCCGCUGGCUAUGGCAUCCAUGGCAUCCCACGCUGGCACCACCGAUUUAACCGCGACCAUGGCUUCGCUCCAAGGCCGUGAGCUUGACGACAGUUGCCCUGAUGCCGCUCCCGAUCAGCUCCAAGAGCUCAGACACGAUGGCUCGGUCCUCGCCCUGGCCGUAUCCGACAAGUACAUUUUCGCCGGCACCAGCAAGGGGGAGAUUGCCGUAUGGUCGCUAGGCACCUUCCAGCCAGUGCAGACAAUACAAGCCCACAAGCGCAGCGUGCUCUGCCUGCUGUUAGCUGACGACUGCAAGUACCUGUUCUCGACAGCCUGCGAGCCCAUCAUCAAUGUCUGGUGCCCCCGAACGUUUACACGCCUCUACGAGAUCUACAGCACAUACGAUGUCGGUGAUGUGUUCAGUGUCGCAUAUUCGCCACAACGAGAAAUCGUAUACGUUGGCACACAAACACAGGACAUCCAGUGGAUCAGCCUGAAGGACCCAGAGCGAAAGUCCUCCCACGAAUCAGCCCACCAUCCCGAUCGACGACAACAUAGAUUUUUUGACUCGCGCGCGGUUGGCGGGACAUCAACACCUCGACGGACCGAGGAAUUUUACGCCUUAAUACCCAAGGCCGAACAGGUGCUAGAGAUUGACUCGGGUGCAAUUCGACAGUAUGCGCACUACGGCUGGGUGUUCUGCAUGCUGGUGGCCAAGGGCCCAACGGUUCUGGUCGACUCGGAUGAAGAGGUCUUGAUAUCGGGUGGAGGCGACGGCACCAUCAAGCUGUGGAAGUUGUGUGAUACCGGGCUGGACUACGAGGACGGUAAUGUUACAGGCGACAUUGAGGAAUUGAUGGUUCUCGGGGAGGAUGAUAGCGAGUCCGUCAUGUCGCUUGCCAUUGAUGGGUCCUUCUUGUACGCCGGCAAGCUGGGCGGUAUCAUCGAGCUAUGGGAUCUGGACACGAAGCAGAAGUUAAGGGUCAUCAAGGCCCAUGACGGGAACGUCAAUGUUCUCAAGAUGAGCUUUGGGCUUCUCUGGAGUGGAGGAACUGGUGGUUCUGCCUCGAAACACAGCACAGUUCAUUAUGGUAGAGACACCAACGGUGCGGCGCAGAACAUUAGUCAAAAGUACCAGUGCUUGAGUCGAUGGAAGGCUCACGACGCCAAGAUCCUGUCUUCUGCCACAGUCGUUCACAACAGCGAUCAGCUAUUCCUUACUGGUGCCAAUGACAACACGGUCCGUGUUUGGCGUGUUAACGGCAUGCCAUCCCAGACCGAGGACGGCACAGGGCCAGCUGAGGAUAUGAUGGUUCAAUCGCUGCGGGAGUUCAUCUCUUACAAGACUGUCUCGUCCCGGCCUGAAUUCACCGAGGACUGCCGCAAAGGUGCCACCUUCCUCGGGUCUCUGUUCAAGCGACUGGGCGCUCAAGUGGAAAUGCUCAGCACCGGCUCCUUGCACAACCCCGUGGUGUACGCCAAAUUCAGCGGCAAGCUGGAACCAGCGGAGAAGCGCAAGAGGAUUCUGUUCUACGGUCACUACGAUGUUGUCCCUGCGGAUAUGAAGGGGGACAACUGGCAGACUGAUCCGUUCAAAUUGUCUGGGCGAGAUGGCUAUCUCUAUGGACGCGGUGUGAGCGACAACAAGGGACCCAUUAUUGCUGCCCUGUAUGCCGUCUCGGACCUGUUGCAAGAGAAGGCUCUCGACUCGGACAUCAUCUUCGUCAUCGAGGGUGAGGAAGAAUCCGGUUCGCGAGGAUUUGCUGAAGCCAUCCAUGACAACAAGGAACUUAUCGGGCAUAUCGACUACGUCCUUUUGGCAAACAGUUACUGGUUAGACGACGAGGUUCCCUGCCUGACAUAUGGCCUUCGUGGUGUACUUCAUGCUACCGUCUGCAUUGACUCCAAGCACCCUGAUCUCCACUCUGGUGUUGAUGGCAGCAAUAUGUUGUCGGAGCCGCUGACCGAUUUGACGCUGCUUGUCAGCAAACUCAAGGACCGCAAGAACCACGUCAACAUUCCAGGUUUCUACGACGGCAUUCUUCCCCUGACCAAGGAGGAGGACCUUCGGUAUGAUGACAUUGCCAACAUCCUCAUCCGACGGAAUCCAGCAAACGGCCCUAUUGAAGCUCUCAAGCGCAGUCUCAUGGCGAGAUGGCGCGAGCCCAACCUGACAAUCCACAGAUAUAACGUAUCUGGACCAGACGGCAGCUUGAUCAGCAGCCACGCCACGGCCAAUGUCAGUAUCAGACUGGUCCCCGGCCAGGAGGUGGACGAGGUGAUCAAGAACCUCAAGUCAUUCCUCAGGGAAGAGUACGAGCAAUUCGAGAGCGACAAUACCCUCACCAUCAGGAUCGACAACAAGGCCGAGCCAUGGCUUGGUGUGCCUGGAAACUACAUCUUCCGAACCCUGGAAGAGGCAGUCAUGAGGGCCUGGGGGCCAACGGCGUCCGAGGACAGCAAAAACGGUGUCUCUGUCGCGUUGCCACCCAAUGGAACCAACGACGAAACUGCGCCAAAGACACGGAAGCCUUUGUAUAUUCGCGAGGGUGGUUCUAUCCCACCGAUUCGGUUCUUGGAGAAGGAGUUUAACGCUCCGGCGGCUCAUUUGCCCUGUGGUCAAGCGAGUGACGCGGCACAUUUGGAUAACGAGAGGUUGAGGGUGGUGAAUUUACAGAAGAGCAGGGAGAUCUUUAGCACCGUGUUCCGCAAGCUGUAGGAUGCUUGUGGCAGUGGAAUGGGCAGAUCAAAAUGGCGUUGGUGAGAUGGGAGAGCUUGGAGUUUUCAGUAGUUGUUGAGUUUCUGGGUUAGAGUAGCGUCAUCAACGAAUAGGAUAUUUGUUUAGACAAUACUGAACAAGACAGAUAUUUGUCCAAGAAGGCACGUGGAAGAUUCGCUGUCUAUUAUAGUUAAAACGACGAAUAGCCAAAGCGUCCUUUUACUAAGGAUUUAAUUCAA